Messenger RNA from Colletotrichum costaricense, 726 nucleotides. RefSeq lists its product as uncharacterized. The record is from RefSeq and is a predicted model, not a curated record. The transcript has a single exon. Lineage: Eukaryota; Fungi; Ascomycota; Sordariomycetes; Glomerellales; Glomerellaceae. Bases 1 to 726 code for a protein of 241 amino acids.
AUGUCAGAGGAUGAAGCUUCACUCCAUGAAGAAACCAGCCUUGCGACUAAUGAUGGAUGUGAAGUGAAUCAGGGUCGCGAUAUCCUAGAGACGUUGUCAGACAUCGAUAUGGAGUUUGACCAGAAUACGUCGCCUUCAUGGACCGUUGACGAGAAUCCGCUAUUGCCUUCUUCACCCCUGACUAUGAACUUACUCAUGGAUCGGAGCGAGCUCAGACACGAGCAUGAAGCAUUCGACGAUGAGGAUGGCUACCCAGAAGAUAUUUCGGACUACGAAACCCAUCUAGAAGCUUAUAGCUCACCACUCUCACCACGACCCUCCUCGUACUUUGUAAGAACUUCCGAACCAAACAGCGAGGCCGACUCAGAGGGGCAUACGCCGAAUCAAGCUUUCAACUUGGCAGAUACAUCACUGCCACCUCUUAUUUCAUUGCGAGAACUGGUCGCGGUCGGUCCUGCAAGUUACAGUGAUCGGUCGAACUUCGGCCCUGAUAACGGCGAGAACGACUUCGGAGAAGGCCACCAUGCUAAUGACCCCCAAAGGCAACGGUCGAUUUCUCUCGUAUCAUACUGCGAUUGGCAAAGUGACGAGGACGAGGAUAAGGGGCCGCUCUCGGAGCUGUCGUUCCAACCAACCAGGCAUGACCGCCAAGCGGAUGAUGAUGAUGAUGGGAUCUGGCCAAGCGAAGUCUUCUCCGGAAGCGAAAUUGACCUUUACGAUGAUUAA